AUGGAUCCGAUCCUCGAUGGCCUAAACCAAGCCCAGCGGACAGCAGUGGCCUCGCCCUCCCCAGUCCUCCAGGUCCUCGCACCCCCCGGCUCCGGCAAGACCAAGACCCUGACCGCGCGCGUUGCGUACCUCUUGUCGCAUCAUGGCUUCCGCCCUCAGGACGUCAUCUGCUGCACGUUUACGAUCAAGGCAAGUCGCGAAAUGCGCGAGCGGCUGUCGCGCUUGAUUGGGGAGCAGGUGCAGUCGAAACUGGUACUGGGCACUUUCCAUUCGAUUUGUCGUCGGUAUCUCGUUGCGUAUGGGCAUUUGAUUGGGUUGAGGAAAGGGUUUGGGAUUGCGGAUAGCAAUGAUAGUUUGGCGAUUAUCAAAAGAAUUGUCAAGCGCUCGCGUCUCAAUAUACUGCCCAACACCGCACGAUCGAGAAUAUCAAGCCAAAAGGCGCAAGGAAUCAGCUGGGAAGAAGUGGCAGAAAAGACAAAAACCCAAAACGUCGAACAACAGGAAUUUGUCAAGGUCUACCGUGACUACGAAUCCGCAUUGGCAGCCUCUAAUCUACUCGACUAUGACGACCUUCUCCUCCGCUGCGCCGAUCUCUUGCGCAGCCAUCCGCAAUGCGUCUCGAAUGUGCAGGCCGUCCUGGUCGAUGAGUUUCAGGAUACAAACCGCAUUCAGUUUGAGCUGAUGAAUUUGCUGGCGUCUUGUCAGCGUUGUAUUACCAUUGUCGGUGACCCGGACCAAAGUAUCUACGGCUUUCGGUCGGCUGAGAUUAAGAAUUUGGAACGGAUGCAGCGUCUGUACAGUAAUACAUCGGUGGUGCUGCUAGAAGACAAUUACCGGUCGUCUGGGUCGAUUCUGGGAUCUGCAGAAGAAGUCAUCCAGCAAGACACGUCACGUCCCGUGAAAAAGCUGCUCCCCACGCACGGGGUCGGGACGAUGCCAGUCUUGCGAAAGCUACCCUCGGCAGCAGCAGAAGCACAGUGGAUGGUGACGGAGAUCAAACGAUGUAUUGCGCUUACAGGUAGCCUUCUCAAACACUCUGAUUUUGCCGUGCUGCUCCGGUCGGCGUCCUUGUCGAGGCAGAUUGAAUCGGAAAUGGGGAAGCAGGGUGUGCCUUAUCGGAUGGUGGGAGGUUCGAGGUUUUUUGAUCGCGUUGAAAUCCGGCUUCUACUAGACUACCUUCGCGUCAUUAGCCAUCCGGAGAAUAAUGACGCACUCAUCCGUAUCAUCAACACCCCAGCAAGAAAAAUGGGCGAAGAGACGAUCAAGACGUUGACUACGGGGGCGGAAAAGGAUAAACUACCAUUGUGGAACUACGUUAAAGAUGUUGCUCAGGGGCGCAGGUCGACCCAGAAAAAUCUAUCUAAAGCCGCAGAUGUCGGUUUAUCCGGUUUUGUUGGACUGAUAGAGUCUGCGAGACGGAAGCUGGAGGAAUGUGCUGAUGCGUCUUCUCCGAAGAUCCUACUGGAGUUUAUCAUCAAGAAACUUGGUUUCCGGGAAUAUCUCGGAGUCACGUAUCCCCUGGAUGAAGAAAACCGGUGGGCCAAUGUGGAAGAGCUCCUGGCUCAAGCCGGCGACCCAAGUGUUGAAGCUUCACAAGACGACGCUCUCGCGGACAUUGAUGGGCUAGAACAACAGCAAGGGCACGCUGGCGAAGAGGCAUUGUCUCGUUUCUUAGCAAACGUGGCUUUAUCGACCGAGGUCAAGACGGAGGAAAACCAAGCGGAAGAAAAAGUCACCAUCUCGACCAUCCACGCAGCCAAGGGACUGGAAUGGCCAGUUGUGUUUGUUGCUGCCGUAUACGAGGGCAUUAUUCCUCACUCACGCGCCGAAGACAGCGACGAGGAACGACGACUGCUGUACGUGGCCAUGACGAGAGCGCAGGCGCUCCUCUACCUCAGCCUUCCACGCCGCGACUCGAAAAAUGGGGAAGAAACCAGGCCCAGCUCAUUUCUACCUCGCACGAUAACCGAGACAAAAUUCCGCCAGGUUGGGCCGAAGCUCCACGAUCAAAUAAUCUUCGACAUUGCCGAGAUUCUUCGUCGGCCGCGUCCGAGCCAGGAAGCCAUGGUGGAGGGUCUCAAGGGGUUGCCUAGUAUUUAUGACGAUAUGUGGAAUCCGGACGGAGAUGACGAUGGCCCGAACAAGGCUACCAGGUGGGAUGGCUCGGAGGCAGGUCAGGAGAGCUGGGCGAAGCGUCGGCGAUUGAACAACGGCGAAGGGGGCACGGUUGGUGGCUUUGUCGGCUCGUCUACGUACACGAUGAGCAACUCGUCGCAUUUCUCCGUGUCGACCAGCACCUUGUCCGUGGGCUUUUCGACUGCGAGGCAACAGAUGGAAAUGACGCCUGAUACAGCCCCCAAAGACACUGUCUCCAAAGAGGACACAGCCCCAAAAGAAAAGCAGAAAAGGGAGACUGCUACAAGCAGCAGGACCGCCAGCACGGCGACUCAGGGGACGCUCUCGAGAUACUUUGGCGUCACGGAACCCACGUCACAGAGCAAGACGUCAUUGCCUAGCAUCCCAAACAAACAGCAGCACUUUCCGCAGAGCAAGCCUCCUCUUCCCCCUUCUGUCCAGGUACCACCCAGCCUCGGAGGUCACCGCAUCCAGCCACAGCAAUUCCGCCGCCCAACGCCGACGAAUUCCAGCACCAAUUACACGUGGCUGUCGGAGGCGAGCACGAGCACGAGAACAGUCGACUCGACGAAAAAAGACGCAGCAACCGCAACCGCAACAGCAACAACAACGGCGGUCAACGAGAUUAAAAGGCCGGUCGACAGCAACUGUGGAGUCCGUCCGGCUGCCACGUUCCACACAACAAGCAUGUCCACGUUACAACAGCAACCGGGGCCACGAAAGACGCUGGGGAUCCGGCGCAGUGUUCACAAUGGUUGGGCGGAGAGGAUGAACAGGGGGUAG
This is a messenger RNA of Talaromyces rugulosus, 2919 nucleotides long. RefSeq lists its product as uncharacterized. Gene Ontology annotation, cellular component: nucleus. The record is from RefSeq and is a predicted model, not a curated record. Gene Ontology annotation, molecular function: hydrolase activity; ATP binding; 3'-5' DNA helicase activity. The transcript has 2 exons. Gene Ontology annotation, biological process: recombinational repair. Bases 1 to 2919 code for a protein of 972 amino acids. NCBI's taxonomy places the organism in Eukaryota, Fungi, Ascomycota, Eurotiomycetes, Eurotiales, Trichocomaceae.